AUGGCCUCGAGGGAAGCUGGCAGAGCUCUGCGGAGUUUUACCCAGGCUUCCCAUACUUCAUCGGUCAUAAUGCAGCAGAGGCGGACGAUAUGCGCGCAGUGUCUGGCGAGCCGCGCAGCGAGCUGGCAUGGCAGGAUCACGGGCGAUGUCGGAAAGAUGCCAGGAAGAGGAAACCUUCGAUACAGCACAUCGGCGCGGCGGAGCAUGGCGACCAUGACGGACUACAGGAUCGACGAAUAUGGUCAUACAGGGCCGAUAGCAGAGUACGACCGCAGAGUGAAUUCGGGACGUCUGCGAAACGACGAGCAUCAGCGAGUGCUCAUACAAGAGCUGCAGAAUCUACAUGAUACGCUGAGCGGCUAUGAGCCGCCGAAAGUGGUCCGACCCACCAUAGAGUCCCUUCAACCCAAGAAGAGGUCUAUCUUUGGCUCGUUGCUUGGUGGGAAGAUUGUUGGUGAACUUCAGAUGCGGCCAAGGUCAGAUCUGCCGAAAGGCCUGUACAUGUAUGGCGAUGUAGGAAGCGGGAAGACCAUGAUGAUGGACCUCUUCUUCGACACAUUGCCGAGUAACAUCACCCACAAGACAAGGAUACACUUCCACAACUUCAUGCAGGAUGUGCACAAAGAGCUGCACAAGAUGAAGAUGCAGUAUGGGAAUGAUAUUGACUGCAUACCGUUUGUGGCAGCCACUAUCGCCGAGAAGUCUUCGGUGCUGUGCUUUGACGAGUUCCAAUGCACAGAUGUGGCGGAUGCUAUGAUUCUGCGGCGUCUUAUUGAGAGCUUGAUGGCGCAUGGGACGGUGCUGGUGACGACGAGUAAUCGCCAUCCAGAUGAGCUGUACAAAAACGGCAUCCAACGAGAGUCGUUCAUUCCAUGCAUCCGGUUGCUCAAAGAUCAGCUUCGAGUGCUGAACCUUGACUCGACAACAGACUACCGCAAGAUCCCGAGGCCGCCAUCAGGCGUGUACCAUCAUCCAAUCGACGCCGCAGCCAAGCAGCACGCCGAACAUUGGUUCAACUUCCUGGGCGAUCCUGAACGUAAUCCCGUGCACCAGGAAACGCAGACAGUCUGGGGUCGGGAUAUCGUAGUGCCUCGAGCAUCAGGCAAAGCUUGCUGGUAUACGUUCAACGAACUUAUCGGCAGCGCGACAGGCGCUGCAGACUAUCUGGAACUCGUUCAACAUUACAAUGCCUUCAUCGUGACAGAUGUACCAGGCAUGAACGUCCGCUCCCGAGAUCUUGCACGCCGCUUCAUCACAUUCCUGGAUGCAGUCUACGAGUCAAGAGCGAAGCUAGUCCUCACGACAGCCGUACCCUUGACCCGAAUCUUCAUGUCUCGCGACGAGGUUGACGAUUUGCUUGACAGAGCAGCAGGGUCUGGCAGCUCGGCAGCCAAGGAGGCAAAACAGACCGCUCAAGGUGGCGAUGUCGAUGAUGCGAUGAGAAUGAUGAUGGAUGAUCUAGGCAUGAACAUGGAGAGCAUGAAGAAGAGCAACAUGUUCACUGGUGACGAGGAAGCUUUCGCUUUCGCCCGAGCGCUUUCUCGGUUGACGGAGAUGGGCAGCCAGGAAUGGGUUGAGCGCGGCUUGGGUCUGGAGUAUCGUGGUGGGAAGAAGGAGGCGGAUGAUUGGAUCAAGGUGAGAGGACAUUGGAGACAGGACAGUUAUUGA
Molecule: messenger RNA, 1668 nt
Organism: Fulvia fulva
Lineage: Eukaryota; Fungi; Ascomycota; Dothideomycetes; Mycosphaerellales; Mycosphaerellaceae
Exons: 1
Coding region: 1-1668 (555 amino acids)
Biological process (GO): protein quality control for misfolded or incompletely synthesized proteins
Cellular component (GO): cytoplasm; mitochondrion
Molecular function (GO): ATP hydrolysis activity; ATP binding
Source: RefSeq, a predicted model, not a curated record